Phyllotreta striolata is the source of this 2293-nucleotide messenger RNA. Lineage: Eukaryota; Metazoa; Arthropoda; Insecta; Coleoptera; Chrysomelidae. The record is from the annotation of a GenBank genome assembly.
CGCGGUGAGCACGAAUGUCAGCACGCGUAAAACUCUUUCGCUACUUACGAAAAUAAACGUCCGAAUCCAUUUUAUCGCGAUAUGAUGAAUAGUGCCUUCUUUGCCGCUUUGUUUUUUAUCGCCUAUUCGCUGAUUGAGUGCUAUUAUAUCGAGGAUAAUAAGCCCAGAUAUUUGACCGCCGCUGUCGGGGAAUCCGUCGUUUUCAAUUGUGAAAUAGACUUCCCGCAGAGUUUCCCCAUACCUUACAAGUUAUUUUGGAAGAAAAAGGAUAAAGUGAUAUACUCCUGGCAAGAUGGUAGAGUAACAGAAGAUGAUGAGUAUCUAGGGAGGAUUGUUCUAGUCGAUAGGAACGUACAUCGAACAUACGGGAUAGCAUCGAUAAACAUAACGUCAGUAAGAGAAACUGAUGCAGGAUGGUUCGAAUGCAGAACGCUUUUCCCCAAUAGAACACCCCCGUGGAGGAACAACGGAACUUGGUUCCAUCUCACCGUCAGCGGCGGAAAUUUAUUAGCCAUACCUCCCAUGAACAAAACGGUAAUGGAAGGAGACGAGGCCGAGUUCACCUGCCUCACGAAGGACUUCGAAAUCAGAGUGAAGUGGUUCAAGGACGGCAUCCCCAUCGCCGAAUACCAUGAUUUGAUCAACAGAUCCUGGGUGACCAAAGACAAUUCUCUUAUAAUCCGUCCCACCGACUCCGGCGACACCGGAGAAUACGAAUGCGAGGCUUACAAUUACGACAACGAGCGCCAGACCGCGCGGGCCUACCUGAACGUACAGUAUAAGGCGAAAGUGGUGUACGCCCCGCCGGAGAUCCAUCUACCUUUCGGCCAACCGGCCAUCAUCGAUUGCCACUAUCGCGCCAAUCCCAACCUAACGACCCUCCGAUGGGACAAAGACGGCUUCCUCUUCGAUCCCUACAACGUGCCAGGCGUCUUCUACAAGAAAAACGGAAGUUUGUACAUCAACAGAGUAGAUGACUCGCACAAUGGCAUUUACACUUGCACCCCGUACAACGACUUGGGCUCCGCUGGAGCCUCCACCAACAUGCACGUUAUAGUGCAGACAACUCCGAAAUUUUUAAAAAUACCCGAUAACUUAUACCUGCGACAAUUAGGCGAAACCGUGGAAAUGACCUGCGAUGCGACAGACGGCGAAGACGGGCACAAGCCAAUGAUAAUAUGGUACAAGAAAAACGGCUCUCCUCUUCCUAUCAACCGCUAUUCGAUUAAAGACGGCAACCUGACCAUCACCAACAUUCAAAGCGACGAUAGAGGAGUCUACCAAUGUGCAGCAUCCAACAAAGCCGCUACUAUAACAGUAGAAACUGAGCUGCUGGUACAGAACAUACCAUCGAGUGCACCGUAUAAUCUUUCAGCCGUGUCCUCGCCAACGUCCGUUCAUUUGAGCUGGCUACUCAACAGACAUCGGACCAACACGGAAUUCAGCGUUUGGUAUAAAAGCAGAGAGAGCACCGAAUGGAAAACCUACCUGGUACCUUCAGACGCCAUGGAGGCGACCAUAAGAAACUUACACCCAGAUACGCCUUAUGAGUUCAUGGUGCUGGUCAAAGGCGACGAUGGCGUUGGGGAAAGCAAAUCGAUAGUGGUGUGGACUAAAGAGCUCGAAGAUGAUAUCAAGCCGAUAAUGACCAGCGGAAAAUAUCCACUGGUGGGCUUUCCCAGGAACGUUUCUGUUCGUACCACGGAUUCGGGGCUCCUGGUCACCUGGCAGCGGCCCGAGUACGGGCUGGAAUACCUGAAGAAAUACGUCGUCAGAUGGUCCAAAAUUACUGAUGAGUAUAUUUUUGGAUCGGCUGAUACAAUCAACACAUCUUUUUUAAUUACUAAUUUAUUGGACGGUGAAGACUACGCCAUCGAUGUGGUGGCCGUGUCUUUGGACGACCAGCAAUCAGUGAGUUCGAAAGUAAGGGGUUCGUUUCCCGGAUACAAAAGUAUUAAAGCUGUAGCUACUGGUAUAAUUGCAGGGUUGGCGUUCUUAGCGGUCGCUUUCGUAGCCGUUUAUUUUAUCAAGAAAAAGUGGCAUCGGCCGUAUCCGCAACCCUGCGUGAAAAACUAGUUGUGAUUUCUAUUUUUUCCGGGUACUUUAACGCAGUAAAAUGAGUUUUAUGGCGGUGUAUAUGUAUGUUUAUAAUGCUUAAUAGUCUGUAUUGUUAAAAUUCCGAUGGUAAUUACCAAUUACUGUAUCUUUUCUCGUUGAUAAGCACAAUUUUUCAACACCAUAUGGGAACAAAUUUAUUUAUUUUUGAAGUAAACGUGGUUAAAAAUGUAAUAAA